This is a messenger RNA of Saccoglossus kowalevskii, 607 nucleotides long. RefSeq names its product translocon-associated protein subunit delta-like. Gene Ontology annotation, cellular component: endomembrane system; endoplasmic reticulum; membrane. The record is from RefSeq and is a predicted model, not a curated record. Lineage: Eukaryota; Metazoa; Hemichordata; Enteropneusta; Harrimaniidae.
CUUGUCACGUGAUUAUAUCACGUGGUAUCUUUUCUUUCUCUUUUCCAUCAUGGCUGCCACGUAUGCUGCGGUGAUCUGUGCAUUCCUUGUGUUUUUAACGUUCACUGUUCAUGGUGAGGCGUGCACUUCUCCACAAAUAUUAAAUGAGAGAGUAUAUUCAACAGAGGAGUCCUUCACUGCAUCAGAAACUGCUUUUAUUGUAGAAUUUGCGCUGUCUUGUAAAGAUGGUGAUAAGGAUCUGUUUUUACAUGCCGAUAUUAAUGGUAGACAAUAUCCUGUAUCAAGAAUAAUAGAUGGUAACAAUGAAUACCAGGUUAGCUGGACUGAUGAACAUAAAACAACUCCCACAGGACAAUAUGUAAUUAAAUUUUAUGAUGAAGACGGAUACAGUAAAUUGAGAAAAGCACAAAGAAGCGGAGAGAGUUUAUCUGAAAUAAAACCACUCUUUGAUGUACAAUUCAACCACAGGGGUGUGUCAACCGGUCCUUACGUCCAAACUGAAGUCCUAGCAGCAUUUGUCGGCUUUUCUGUCUGGUACAUGGCAUAUAACGCUAAAUCAAAGAUUCAAGCCUAACCAAGAAAAUAAAGUUCAUUUAUUAAAUUUUAA